Molecule: messenger RNA, 1369 nt
Organism: Monascus purpureus
Lineage: Eukaryota; Fungi; Ascomycota; Eurotiomycetes; Eurotiales; Aspergillaceae
Source: the annotation of a GenBank genome assembly
CUUGACUCUGACGUACCUACAUCGUCUCCAGCUGCCUGUGUCGCUUCCUGGGUUUCUACCCUCUUGAAUAUCUCACUCCUUUCCCCCUCCUCCCAAACUGUUUUCACACGCUGAAAAUAUUGAUGUCAGGAUGGCAACGAAAGCCGCAUACAAGAGGGUGAGCAGACUACCCAAAGUACAGUAUUCUUUCCCUAUUGACAUUUGAACAGCUCACUAGAGAGUACCAAAAUAUUGUGAAAAAUCCCCCGCCGUUUAUUGUGGCACAUCCCUCCGAAUCAGAUAUUCUAGAGUGGCAUUACAUCCUUACUGGCCCUCCAGGCACUCCUUAUGAAAAUGGACAAUAUUGGGGCACACUGAUAUUUCCACCGGAAUACCCCUUCGCCCCCCCAGCAAUUCGCAUGCACACCCCAAGCGGUCGAUUCCAGCCAUCUACUCGACUCUGUCUCAGCAUCAGCGACUUCCACCCAAAAUCCUUCAACCCAGCCUGGGAAGUCUCGACCAUAUUGAUCGGUCUAUUAUCUUUCAUGACCAGCGAUGAAAUGACUACCGGUAGCGUCAGUUCCACUGAAGCCAAGCGCAGAGUGUAUGCAGCACAGUCGAGAUGGUGGAAUUCCACUGGUGGCGGCUCCUAUUCCAAUCUUUCGCCGGGAGUGACUCCAACAACUAAGGGUAUCAACAACAUUAAGGCGGGGGAUGGGGGUCUGAAGUUUCGCACUGAAUGGCCAGAAUUGGAUCAGGAGAAUUGGAAAUGGAUGAAAGACAACAAUAUUGACCCGGCGACUGGGCAGAUAUUGCCGAAGUCGAAGCCCAAAGGGACACAAUGCUCACCAGAGACUAUGGCACUACGCAAACGUCCGACCACGAGCGCUUCGGGGCUAGGUGCGGUCGUGGAAGGGGGCCAGGCUGUACAAGCAGGAGAAAGCUGGAUUAGACGGCAUAAAAUAUGGGUUUGCGUGGCCGUUUUAUUUGGAUAUGCCUUCCUGACACGACUGAUCAACGAUGUUCAAGGUUGAGCGUGGACCGCCCUUCUAUGGUAUGGGAAGAGCUAUUUGUUCUUGGGGGACGAGGUUUUCUCUCUACGGUUUGAAGCUCUUUAAUCAUUUUUGUCAUUUGCUCUUCUCUUCUUGCACCUUCACUGGGCCUUACCAUUUUUUUUUUUACUUUUUCAGCACGUUUCGUCGGGUUUAGCAAGAUUUGGUGAUAAGGCGUCUAUGAGAAAUGGCGUUGAGAGGUCCAACUGGCCCUAAAACCUUAGCGAUUGCAGAUAGAUAUAGCAGGGCUAUUUACACAGCAACAGGUAACUGUUAAGAAGAAUCCUUAGAGCGUUGCAGUACGUCAGUACCCGUCCGAAGCCGCUAGUCACAUGAUU